GUAAGAUCGUAGAGUUGAAUGUGAAUUUUUAGUCACGCGGGAGUUCACAUAGCUCUAAAACAUGAAUUAUUAGAGAUUUCGAUUUUUAAGAAAAUCAAAAUGGAACACUUCAUACAAGGAGAACCCAAAGAAAUUUCAAAGGUAGAGGGUGGGUGUGUGGACGCUGUAGUUUCCACAAAUGCCUUAUGUACAGUGAGAGAUGUGAAGUCUGUUCUUAAAGAAAUAAAACGAGUUCUUGCAGCGGAUGGAAUAUUUUUAUACAUCGAACACGUGCAUCAUGAGAGAAGUUGGAAAAGACUGGCUCAGAACAUUAUUAACCCAAUUUGGGGGAUCGUGUUUGAUGGUUGUAAUCUGACAAGGGACACUGCUGCUCUUGUGGUACAAGCUGGAUUCUCUAAUGUCUCUCAAAACAAAUUAUACAAACCGUGGGGAACAUUUAUGGGAAUAUUUGGUCACCCAACAUUGGUGGGCACUGCAAUAAAAUAAACUUUUGAUGUUUCUUGCAAAACUUCUGUAGAUGUAUUGGUGUAAUCUAUAUUUUCCAUAAGCCAUUGAUGAUAUAGUAAUAAAAUUUAGAGUAAUUAUGUCUCACUUUAAUUUAAAAAUAUUCCAGUUUGCUUUGUUAUACUUAAUAUAAGUUUCUCUGAAUGCUAAUGUUUGUACUUUAAUGUCAGUAGUUAUUACCUUUCAAUAAAAAAUAGUUAUUUAGAUUAA
Molecule: messenger RNA, 714 nt
Organism: Limulus polyphemus (Atlantic horseshoe crab)
Lineage: Eukaryota; Metazoa; Arthropoda; Merostomata; Xiphosura; Limulidae
Product: methyltransferase-like protein 7A
Exons: 3
Coding region: 100-486 (128 amino acids)
Molecular function (GO): S-adenosylmethionine-dependent methyltransferase activity
Source: RefSeq, a predicted model, not a curated record